Molecule: messenger RNA, 486 nt
Organism: Protopolystoma xenopodis
Lineage: Eukaryota; Metazoa; Platyhelminthes; Monogenea; Polystomatidea; Polystomatidae
Source: the annotation of a GenBank genome assembly
AUGGCCAGCUCGUCUCGGGCCGCCAGUGAAGCAACCGAGCAGUUGCGCAACAGUCGCUUCGAGGCGGACGGUCUGUCGAGCGAGCUGGUUCGUCUUCGAGACCAGCUGAGUCGCGUUGAGGCGGCCCGACUGGCGGCGGACCGCGAGGCCGCGAGCCACCGGCUCGACUCCAACCAGCUGCGAGCUCAACUGGACGACGCCGAGAUGGAGUUGGAGCAGCUACGCGAGCAGGUGAACGAGGAGCGCGAGACCGGCCGAGGAAUGCACAACCUCUUGCAUGUGGCCAAGGAGAAGGAACAGCAGGCAGCUCAGGAGGCACAGGUCGGUCCCGCUUUUUUGCUCUUCCCGCCCAGGCAUAAGCGCUUUCAUUUCUACAUCACAAGUCAUCGAGACCAAAUAAUUUCCGAUCUACAACUUUCACGGCCUAGAACGCUUGCAGUGAUCUACGGCCCAAUGGAUGAGUCUUUUAUUCUCACUAUCGCAUGA